AUGGGCAAACGGGCGAAGCCAGACCCUGUAGAUGCGGAGCUUCCACUUGCGAAAUACUUUGCAUCUUCCGAAAAGCGUGUACGUGAUCGUGCAUCGCGAUCUCUAGCAGCUUUUCUUUUGAAAAGCGCGCGUGAAGACGGCCUUGAUAUGCGUGAUGCCGAGCUUGCUAAAUUAUGGAAAGGUGUUUUUUACUGCUUCUGGAUGUCAGAUAAACCGCUGGUACAGCAGGCACUUGCACAGGAGCUUGCAGAACUUGUGUUACAUGUGGCAGGGAUUGCGACGAACGAAGAACAUGCUGAGGAGAGCGACGCGGUCGAUGGUGACAAGCCGUUGCAGGUUAAAAAAGCACGCGCGCGAGCGCUUACCGCCCUGGAUUUCUACGAUGGAUUUUGGAUGACGAUUGCCUCUGAGUGGCACGGUGUAGAUAAAUUCCGCGUAAACAAGUACUACUUGCUGAUGCGGCGGUACGUGGAGGCAGGGUUCCGUCUCUUGCUCCUGCACAAGUGGGAUUCUGUACUUGUCAAGAAGUUUACCAGUGUGAUGCGAGGAUUGCAUGGGCCUUUAUCCUCCAACAACGUUGGUAUGCCAGACAGCAUUACAUACCACGUGUGCGACAUUUACCUCGACGAGCUCGAGCAGGUUGUAUCCAGUGCGGAUGAGCCAGGGCGAGUCCCAAUCUCUGGUCUACUUUUACCGCUGCUUGAGCUUGCAGCAACGAGUCGCUCGAAGCGCGUGUACGACCGUGUCAUGUCCAGCGCAAUAAAUCCUUUCCUCGAUGCGACUCGUUUGGAUAAUAGGAAAAAGAAACGGCGGCGUGUCGCAGAAGCCAGUCAUGGGGACGACGUGUGCAGAUUUGCGUCAAUCUUUGCACACAUGCACGCUGAUGUAGACGACGGCGAUGAACACGACGACGAGGAAGACGAUGCUGAACUCGACGAAGAUGCACGCCGCAUUCUCUCCAUUCGGCGGCAAACAAUUAAGCAUGCCUUCACUAUUGCCAGCUCGCCAGACGCCUACGUUCCUAGCCGGCGUGCAUUGUACGCGCUUUGGCAGUCGGAGCAACGCACGUAG
Messenger RNA from Malassezia vespertilionis, 1071 nucleotides. RefSeq lists its product as uncharacterized. Gene Ontology annotation, cellular component: nucleus; preribosome, large subunit precursor; preribosome, small subunit precursor. Bases 1 to 1071 code for a protein of 356 amino acids. The transcript is spliced from 3 exons. Gene Ontology annotation, biological process: rRNA processing. NCBI's taxonomy places the organism in Eukaryota, Fungi, Basidiomycota, Malasseziomycetes, Malasseziales, Malasseziaceae. The record is from RefSeq and is a predicted model, not a curated record.